UCCAGUUGUGAUUGUCGUUUUUUUCUUCGUCUUCUUCUGCUAAUAAACACUUAUUACCUCGUCACCGGCAGUUCUUUGGUCACCGAGUAAAAGGGAGGACACUCUGGUAGCCUAUUUAGGGCCUAGAUCUUGCCUGGUAUUUACAUUGCCAACUGUGCUAAACAUGGAUGCGUUGUCGAGAGCUGUCAACGAAGCACAAAAACAUCCUCGUUCCUUGGAACAGGAGCUUAGUUAUGGUACUGCUGGAUUUCGGAUGAGGGCAGAGAAAUUAGACCAUGUUCUAUACAGAAUGGGAUUGCUGUCAGUUGUGUUUUCCAAGUACAAGUCAGGCACUACUGGGCUCAUGAUCACUGCUUCCCACAACCCAGAGGAAGACAAUGGUGUCAAGAUAGUUAGCACCCUCGGGGAGAUGAUGCCCAUGUCAUGGGAAAAGUAUGCCACUCAGCUCGUAAAUGUCAGUGAUGCUCUGAUAGCCGACAGUUUAAAGGACAUCAUUACAACGGAGAAUAUUGACAUGUCAAAACCCGCAACUGUCAUGCUUGCCAUGGAUACAAGGCCAAGCAGCAAAGCUUUAGCACAGGCUGCAACUGAUGGCAUUGAAGCUCUUGGAGGGACAUGUAAGAAUUUUGGCUUGCUGUCUACCCCACAACUCCACUUCAUUGUUUGUUGUGAGAACACUCAGGGCCAGUACGGUCAACCCACAGAGGAAGGAUACUAUCAAAAACUUUCUGCUGCUUUCGGUAAAUUGAACUCGGGUGGAUCAAAGUCAAAGUACAGGCCUCAACUGUAUCUUGAUCAAGCCAAUGGUGUUGGAGCUCUCAAAAUGAAGGAGAUGUGCAAAUUCCUUGGUGAUGGUUUGGAGAUCACUUCUGUCAAUGAUGGUUCUUCUGGAAAAUUGAACAAUCAAUGUGGUGCUGACUUUGUGAAACUCAACCAGAUGCCCCCAGCAGGCAUCAAUCUUGAGCCUGGAAUGCGCUGUGCAUCCUUUGAUGGAGAUGCUGACCGCAUUGUGUAUUUUUAUAAGACCUCUGGGGGGAAAUUUUGUUUACUGGAUGGAGACAAGAUUGCUACACUGUUUGCUGGCUACCUGAGUGAUCUCUUGAAAUCCAGUGGAUUGAAGCUGAACUUGGGACUGGUCCAAACAGCUUACGCAAAUGGCAGUUCAACAUCUUACAUCACUGACGUUAUGAAAGUUCCUGUAGCUUGUGUUCCCACGGGUGUGAAGCAUUUGCACCACAAGGCAGAAGACUUUGAUAUAGGAGUCUACUUUGAAGCCAAUGGGCAUGGGACAGUCUUAUUCAGCAAUGAUGCUCAGAAAGCCAUUUUAGACCAGUCAAAGAAAACUGGCCUUGAUGAAGCCACCAGAGACGCUGCUGUGAAAUUAGAGACUGUCAUGAAUUUGAUCAACCAGACGGUGGGUGAUGCUAUAUCAGACCUGCUGGUGGUGGAGACAAUCCUCUCUCAGAGGGACUGGGCCUGUGAAGAUUGGGAUCUGGCCUACACUGACCUACCAAGCAGACAGCUCAAGGUUAAAGUGGAGGAUCGUACUGUGGUGCAAACAACAGAUGCUGAGCGGCGCACAACUCAUCCUCCUGGCCUGCAGGAGGCAGUGGAAGGACUAGCUGCUGGUUACAAAAAUGGCCGGGCCUUUGUCAGACCAUCGGGAACAGAAGAUGUUGUCAGGGUGUAUGCAGAAGCCGAUUCCCAGCAAAAUGCAGAUCAGCUGGCCUAUGAGGUGGGCGUUCAAGUGUAUGAGCGAGCUCGUGGCACAGGGGACAGGCCUUCACCCCCCUCCUGAAAAUGUUGCCAGAUCUAGUUAUGCUAACGAUGUCAUGGUACCUGCAGAGGGAUCUAAAAUCAUAUGAGCUGAUCUCACAAACUUUGUGAAUGUGCUGAUAUCGUAUACUUUGUGAAAUAAACAUUAAAAAAUAUUCUGCUUUCAAGUAUUGCAUUUGUGAGGGGGAAGUAGCUUCACACGUUUUUGGGGAUGAUUUUGAAUUGUGAAAUUGCUAUUUACAUUCCUUCAACUGCCAUGAUUCUUACCGUUUGAUUAUAUUUGUUUUAAUGCAUUAUCUCUACUUAUUGCUUUGUGUAUUUGAAAUAAAUAAAAAAUAAUCAUGUGAACGAUUAGGAUGAUUUUUAAUGUUUAAAAACAUGCAUUAUUGACGGGUAUGCUUUAACAAAUAGCCUGUACGAAAAUCUGGAUUUGAAUUCAUGUUUAGAUUUUUUUUCCAAAGUAGUUUAAAACAAAACUUGGUUCAUGAACACAUGUUACACUGUUGGGAGGGGGGACGGAAUACAGAUUUUCUUUUGCUGCAUUCAUUUUGGGUUAAAUCCUGCUGCUAUUAUGCAGAGAUUUAUUUAUGUGACUUCAUUUAGUGGUUUAAAAAAAAAUCCAAAACUUCUAAUGCGAGGUGUAAACCGUAGGCCUCUACAGGUCAGUUGCUCAAGUUCUAAGACACAGUUCAAACAGUAUUCAGGUGGAUGGCAGUCCUUGAACUGUCUUGACAGGGUUCGUUGAAUUGCUGAUGGUUACAAGUUACAACUUACAACAUGAAGUGCCUUAGAACAAUUUGUUUCUUAUUUUAUCUCCUCCUUGCCAGCCCCCACGUUAAGUAUUAAUAAUGUGUUCAUAAACGUCAUCAGUCAGUUCAUGGUUACAUUUUGGAUACUGUAAGAGUCAUGGUCUUUUUUAUAUAUGCAAAUUCUCGUUGCCCUUAACAUCUUUACCUUCAGAAUGUUUUUCUAUCUUAUUUUGUUGUGCUUAAAUGAUAAACCUCACUCCCUAAAAGGUUAUCCAAUGAAGACACUUUUAUCUAUUUAUAGAUCUAAUAAACAUGUAUGUUUCAAUUAUGUGCUUUUUGUUAGCAAAAGAUCACAUAUUUUUAACUCUUUAUAAUCUAGGAGGGGGGGAUAAAUCCACUAUGCAGGGGCCCUCUAAGUAACAUAUAGUAUAGGUCUACGUCUCUUAAGUAUUCUUUAAAUCAAAACAAGUUAAUCUAUUUUGAUAGUUUUUCAUCUAAUGAAUUAACUCCGUCAAUUGGCGGAAAGUAAUUUAACGUCAAAAUCAUCUUAAACUUAAAGGAAUAUGCCCAAGGCUCUGCCGGAGGCUCAUUGGUACAGGGGUUCCGACCGCAAGCUGCUGGGGGUGGCUUGCCGGAGAUAAGGAGUUAAUAAAAAAAUUAUACCUCAGCCUUGAAGGUAGUUUUUUUUUGCUUUGCAUUUUCUCUGGUCAGCCUUUUUUUUUCCUUUUUGUUGAGUUUCCCAGCUUUUCACUACGUCCCUUUCCCUGUCACUUUUGUCUUCUAUGAACUUCAACAUGUCUUGUUUAUAAGACAUCGAAGUUGAAGGUUUUGGGGUCUGUUUUUUAGUUUUGAAUCUGAUGUAUGCAUAUAUGUUAUGUUAUCUUUUUGCCAUUUUCAGCUGCGAUUGUUAAGUCAUAGUGCCAAAGACAUGUAACCCACAAGAGACUCCCAAGCGACUCUCCAUGCAGUGUCAAUCUGGACUACUGACCAUUUAAAAUGUGAUUUUAUUAUGUUGUUGAUGACUUCCGUUCUGGGUCAGCUGUACAUUUCCAUGUACGCAAAUGAGGUUGUUAGAUGAGUGUUUCGUUUUAUAAGAAAUGUUGAUGUUUACAAUAUGUCUGCGGUCAAAUUGCUUGAAUGUAAUCUGGAACUUGGGAACCUGCAACUUCGUUCUCAAUAAAAUGCUUAUAUUAUACUGUUAUGCCUUAGGGAAAUGUUGGUUAUUUAGCAAAGGUUUCGGUGCAAUGUUUAUAAUUGCUUUUUACUACAAUUAUUUAAAUUAAUGCACUAAUAAAAUUGCUUUACCUCA
Molecule: messenger RNA, 3834 nt
Organism: Aplysia californica (California sea hare)
Lineage: Eukaryota; Metazoa; Mollusca; Gastropoda; Aplysiida; Aplysiidae
Product: phosphoacetylglucosamine mutase
Exons: 17
Coding region: 164-1798 (544 amino acids)
Biological process (GO): UDP-N-acetylglucosamine biosynthetic process; carbohydrate metabolic process
Molecular function (GO): phosphoacetylglucosamine mutase activity; magnesium ion binding
Source: RefSeq, a predicted model, not a curated record